AUGAGAUUCACCUUGCCCAAAAAUAUCCUCCCACCUCUCACGUUGUCCGAUGAGCAGCGAGACUCUUUAGUCAAAGAAGCAGAUACUGUCGUACAAGAACUUGUUGCAGCAAACGAGAGCUUUAAUUCUCAAGGGUGUACGCUUGCGUAUCCUGAUUGGAAACUCGUGCGGGCAAAAGAUGGUGUACAAGUGUAUCGACAGCGAAAAGGAGCGAUGAAGCAAGAGUCGACACCGUGCUCGCCGCCAGUUCUUCAAAGUUCAUCACAGCCAAAAGAAGACGAAUUCUUUCGAUUUCGCACAUUUAGUAGCUGUAGUAACGUCGACAUUAGUGCAAAAAACGACACGUACUCUUCAUCUUGGUCUGGUAUCUCAUCUGAAAAUAUCAUGGAGAAAAUGAGACCGCCUGGUGUGGCUCUCUUGGCUUUACAGGGCGUAAUGGAUGGUACCAUAGACGAUUGUAUGUUUGGGUCUGUCGCGGCUACGGAUGAGGCUUGGAGGCUGCGCAGCUCACACAUUAACGACCAUCUUGAUGACGCUCGAAUUCUAGCAACUCUUCGAGCACCGACCUGUACCGAUCCCUGUCAAUUUCUAGGAGUCAAGUGGUUCGUAAAGGAGCAUCCAGUCAUUCUCAAAGGGAUUGUCCAGCAGCGCGAUUAUCUCAUUCUUGAGUCCUCGGGCUUUACAUACGAUUCGAAAUGCGAAAGAGUUGGCUAUGUGCUGCUGCAUUCAAUUAAACUACGGGAUGUUCCGGAACUUAUGCAUUUGGGAAUCAUUCGCGGAGAAAUGAGUUUCUGCUACAUAUAUCGACAAGGCGGACCUGGUAAAAUUGACAUUUUUUGUCGUGGGUUUUAUGAUUCCCGCGGUGGCGUACCGAGUCGUAUAUCGGUGUCACUCGCCGCGGAGGCUGCGAUCUGCUGUACUAAUGUUGUGGACUAUGCGGUCAUUAAAAAGCUGCGAUGGCUCAUGACCCACGCAAGGAAGCGCUCGAUUGAGGCCAAUCAGUUCAACACUCAGUAUUGCGAAGCUUGUGCGAAGAAGCUCAAUACGAUCUCAUUAUCCAGAACUCGUGUGCCUUGCAGAAUUUGUUUUCAGAUUGUCUGCUCAAAAUGCAGAGUAAGCAAGAAAAUGACUGUGCACGUGUCAGACAACGGAUCAAUUCAACAACGAUCCGUGCAGUUUUGUCUGCGCUGCGUGCGUGUAGCAAAGCAGCAAACCGGUUGGCAGAUGGAAAGCAUUCUCAGCGAAUUGUCGACAGCUUAUCAUUCGACAAACUCGUCAGGGUCAACUUUAGCGUCUGAAAUUUAG
Molecule: messenger RNA, 1305 nt
Organism: Plasmopara halstedii
Lineage: Eukaryota; Oomycota; Peronosporomycetes; Peronosporales; Peronosporaceae
Product: Zinc finger, RING/FYVE/PHD-type
Exons: 1
Coding region: 1-1305 (434 amino acids)
Source: RefSeq, a predicted model, not a curated record